Messenger RNA from Adelges cooleyi (spruce gall adelgid), 1611 nucleotides. It is a transcript of the gene pelo, whose product is annotated as protein pelota. Bases 215 to 1384 code for a protein of 389 amino acids. Lineage: Eukaryota; Metazoa; Arthropoda; Insecta; Hemiptera; Adelgidae. Gene Ontology annotation, cellular component: cytoplasm. Gene Ontology annotation, biological process: nonfunctional rRNA decay; RNA surveillance; nuclear-transcribed mRNA catabolic process, non-stop decay. The transcript has 9 exons. The record is from RefSeq and is a predicted model, not a curated record.
UUUUUUGCUGGGUCUUGUGUGUAGAUCACGUUAAUUUGAGACAUUUGUUUGUCCGAGUACAACCGCUAAUUUGCGGUAUCAUAUGUAAAUAUGAUUUGUUGUUGUUGAUGUUGUUAAUAUUUUAAGUCCAUCAUUAUACACGUAGGCGAAAAAUGAUAUUGUUCUUAAUGUUUAGAUGAUGAACAAUAAAAAGCGACCUUAGGUAGCCGGCACAAUGAAACUGAUCCAUAAAGAUAUUGAAAAAGAUGGCAAAGGAACUGUGGUUCUCAUACCUGAAGAAGCCGAAGAUAUGUGGCAAGCAUACAAUAUCAUUAGAGAGGGUGACCGUGUGCGAGCAUCUACUAUUAGGAAAGUACAGAAUGAAUCAGCUACCGGUUCAUCUACUAGCCACCGUGUUAGGACAACAUUAACAAUAAACGUGGAAACUGUAGAUUUUGACACACAAGCUUGCCUACUGCGUCUUAAAGGUAGAAACAUUGAGGAAAAUGAAUAUGUUAAGAUGGGAGCAUAUCAUACAAUAGAUUUAGAAUUAAAUAGAAAAUUUUCACUUAUCAAAGAAGAAUGGGAUUCCAUUGAUCUAGAAAGAAUUGAAAUGGCUACUGACCCAACACAGACUGCUGAUGUAGCAGCUGUUAUAAUGCAAGAAGGGUUAGCACACGUUUGUUUGAUUUCUGGAAGUCGCACAAUAGUACGAGCGAAAAUUGAUCAUAAUAUACCUAGAAAACGCAAAGGAGACGUAAAACAACACGAAAAAGGAAUAUUAAAGUUUUUUGAGCUGGUGAUGCAAGCAAUAUUGCGCCACAUCAAAUUUGAUGUUGUCAAAUGUACAAUAAUUGCCAGUCCUGGUUUUGUGCGUGAUCAAUUUUACGAAUACAUCAUACAAGAAGCUGUCAAAACUGACAAUAAAAUAAUCCUAGAAAACAAAUCAAAAUUUAUCAUGGCACAUGCAUCUAGUGGUUUUAAACAUUCACUCAAAGAAGUUUUAUCAAACCCAUCCAUUGCUGCCAAGCUCGAGGAUACAAAAGCACUUGGUGAGCUUAAAGCGUUAGAUAACUUUUAUAAAAUGUUGCAAUCAGAAUCAACCAGAGCUUUCUAUGGAAUUAACCAUGUUGAAAAAGCAAAUGAAGCUAUGGCGAUUGAAACAUUACUUAUUACAGAUAGCUUAUUCAGGAGUCAAAAUAUAUUACAACGUAAACGUUAUGUUAAGUUAGUUGAUAGUGUACGAGAGUCGGGUGGAGAUGUAAAAAUAUUUUCAAGCAUGCAUGUUACAGGAGAGCAGUUAUCACAAAUUACUGGCGUGGCAGCUAUAUUACGAUUUCCCAUGCCUGAACUAGAAGAUGAUGAUGAAGACGAAGAUGAUUUAAAUGAAAGUACAACUAAUUGAAUAAAUUUAUUUUAUACCUUGCCGCCUUUAAAUACGAUAUGUUUUUAUUGAAAUGUUUAGUUAUAAUUAAAUUAUCUUACAAAAUGUUCAUUAUUUGUAACCAGCUUCUUUUAAAAAAUUGUCAAUAAAUAUUAUUUAUGUUGUUAAAUAGUUAAAUAGAAACCAUCAAAUUAACGAACUACUGUAAAAAAAAAACAUUAUUGUAUUAUGUUACAUGGUGUUAAUUG